CUCGCCCUCCUCCUCCUCGCCUUCCUCCCGCUCAGCCGCCGCGCCGCCGGGCUGCUCCGGCUUCCUCCCUGGGCGCCCGCUGCGAUGUUCAACCGCGCAGUGAGCCGGCUGAGCAGGAAGCGGCCGCCGUCAGACAUCCACGACAGCGAUGGCAGUUCUAGCAGCAGCCACCAGAGCCUCAAGAGCACAGCCAAAUGGGCGGCAUCCCUGGAGAAUCUCCUGGAGGACCCAGAAGGCGUGAAAAGAUUUAGGGAAUUUUUAAAAAAGGAGUUCAGUGAAGAAAACGUUUUGUUUUGGCUAGCAUGUGAAGAUUUUAAGAAAAUGCAAGAUAGGAAGCAGAUGCAGGAAAAGGCGAAGGAGAUCUACAUGACCUUUCUGUCCAGCAAGGCCUCAUCACAGGUCAACGUGGAGGGGCAGUCUCGGCUCAAUGAGAAGAUCCUGGAAGAACCACACCCUCUAAUGUUCCAGAAGCUCCAAGACCAGAUCUUUAAUCUCAUGAAGUACGACAGCUACAGCCGCUUCUUAAAGUCUGACUUGUUUUUAAAACACAAGCGAACCGAGGAAGAAGAAGAAGAUUCAUCUGAUGCUCAAACUGCAGCUAAAAGAGCUUCCAGAAUUUAUAACACAUGAGCUCCCCAAAGAGCCAGGACUGGCAGCGUUAAGAAGCAAAGGAACUUCCUCUCAGGACCAUGCAGGAUUUACCAUCGCUUUGUUAUUUGUAAGGACUAAAAUGUACAAAACCCUCCCAUGGGAUAUGUGUGUUUUAUUAACUGCUUUACCAAUAAGUUUUGCAUGAUGGCUAAGCUAAUAUAAAAAAUAAUAAUAAUAACUUGGAAGUUUUCAUUCACAAAACAGAGAUUCCUUUAACACUGGA
Sapajus apella (tufted capuchin) is the source of this 874-nucleotide messenger RNA. RefSeq names its product regulator of G protein signaling 10 (gene RGS10). Gene Ontology annotation, molecular function: GTPase activator activity; G-protein alpha-subunit binding. The coding region runs from base 85 to 630 and encodes 181 amino acids. NCBI's taxonomy places the organism in Eukaryota, Metazoa, Chordata, Mammalia, Primates, Cebidae. The transcript is spliced from 5 exons. Gene Ontology annotation, biological process: regulation of G protein-coupled receptor signaling pathway. The record is from RefSeq and is a predicted model, not a curated record.